Molecule: messenger RNA, 1356 nt
Organism: Phoenix dactylifera (date palm)
Lineage: Eukaryota; Viridiplantae; Streptophyta; Magnoliopsida; Arecales; Arecaceae
Product: GPI-anchored protein LLG1-like
Source: RefSeq, a predicted model, not a curated record
AAAACUGGUUGACUCCGCUGGUCGACUCCCGCCAUUGGGGAGUUGGAAAAGCGGAGGCGGAGGCCGUGUCGGCUUGACUCCGUCGCGCAAGCGGGUCUACGGUUAGUGGUAUCCUGGAAUACUGGUUGACUCCGAUGAUUGACUCCGGCCAUUGGGAGUUGCAAAAGCGGAGGCGGAGGAUAUGUCGGCUUGACUCGGUUGCGCGAGCGGGUGUUCGCGCUCUCCUCUCUUCUCUUCUCCAUUUUCUUCGCUUGAACAAACCCCAAUUACUCUCUCUCUCUCUCGAUUCUCCGUGGAUUUCGAGUUCUAUCGGGAGAUCGUAGGAGGCGGGGAAACGUCGAAAGAUGUCGUUUGCCUUUUUGGGCGGAGAGAUGGAUUUGUGUCGAAGCGUCUCCUUGCGGGCGGUUCUGUUUAUGUUGUUGGUGGGACUGGCCACUGCUUCUACCUUCAUCUCAGAUGCUGUGUUCCAAUAUCAUGGAUCUACGGGCCGGAGUUUGCUGCAGACGAAAUCGAACUGCCCUGUGAACUUCGAGUUCCAGAAUUACACAGUCGUCACGAGCAAGUGCAAGGGGCCCCAUUAUGCUGUUAACCUCUGCUGUGCUGCUUUCAAGGAAUUUGCAUGCCCAUUUGCUGAGCAAUUGAAUGAUGUCAGCAACAAUUGUGCAUCAGAUCUGUUCUCUUAUCUUAAUGUCCAUGGCAAGUACCCGCCAGGUCUGUUUGCCAGUGAAUGCCACGACACCAAGGAAGGGCUUACAUGUCCUCCUAGCCCUUCAAAGACACCGGAUGACAUUGCAAAUGCUGGUGACAUAAAUCGAAUCCUCACCUUUCUAAUUGUCUUCAUGUCUGGAGUGGUUCUGGCACUCCUAUUCUCUUGAAGUUGGAAGACUUUAUGUUUCUGGGAGCUGCAUUGCUGCAGUCUGUUAUUCGAAUGGAUGAUCUGUGUUAGGAGUUAAGGCGAAUUACUUCGGUGAUGAUGUCAAGAACAUUUGGUUGUGGGGAGUAUGCGCUAUUUUUCUUUACACAAACUUAUGUAGGUCUGCUAUAGUGUAGUUCUAAGUUUUUUUUUUUUUUUUUGUACUAUGAGAAGCAAUUAAUCUGCUCCUCAUUCUUAGCAUUUCAGACACCUUAAAAUUGCAAUCUGGCUGGUAAAUGGUGGUCCCAUUUGGAGAAAAGAAAGCUUUGAAUUUGAGUCUUGCAUGGGUUGAGUUUUGUAAGUUUACAGAGACCCACACGGGUGAUCACAAAGUCAUAAUCAUCUCUGUAUUCUGGAAGACUUGCAGACUUUGUAUGAUACGUGAUGCAAUAUGGGCACUGCUUUAAUGGUAAUAAAGCGUAGACUGACUUCUUUGUUUGUUU